UUUGAGAGAGAGAGAGAGGGGAGGGGAGGUUUGAGAGAGAGAUAAGAGGGAAAGGCUUUGGGAGAGAGAGGGGGAGAGGCUUUGAGAGAGUGGCGAAAUGAGAUGUGGAGUGAAACAUGUAGAGGGGAGUGAGUGAAGGAGAGAGUGAAGGAGAGAGUGAAGGAGAGAGUGAAGGAGAGAGUGAAGGAGAGAGUGAAGGAGAGAGAGAGAGACUGAGAGUGGAGUGAGAGAGAGGAAGAGAGAGCGGUGAGUCUCGCUGUAUCCCCGACUUCACAUCUGCGUCAAAUCACCGUGAGACUCACACACACAGACUCGCUGCGUUAUUGCUGCACCGCUGACGAUCAACGCCAAGCGUUCACACCCAACCAACAGCCGCCUGAGAUCUGGGGGCCUCUACGUGCAAUGACACCUUGAGACAUGUCGGACCACGAGGAUGACUCAAGGCCCAGGCCGGGAGGUUCAAGGCCGAGGUCAGGAUGGUCGGGAGGUAUCCAGCCUGCGUUGGCAGGGUCAGGGCAUGAGUCAGAAGGGCCUGAAUGUGAGGGGCUUAGUUCGGGCGACGAGGGGAAUAGUUCAGCAGGAUCAGAAGACCUUGGGUCCACACCUGAAGAUCAGGUGCCUAAGUCAAGAGGAUCCGAAGAUCAAUGGCAAGGGUUGGAAGGGUCUGGAGAUAGGGGAUCCCCACUGGGAAGGUCACAGCCUGAGUUGAGAGGAUAUGUAGGCCUGAAGUCUAGCUCCGGGCGAUCAGAAGAGUCUGGAGGUCAGUGGCCAGAAGUGGAAGGAUCAGGAGGCCUAAACGAGUUGGGACCCAGGCAGGGAGGAUCAGGAGUCCUGGGGUACAGACUGGAAGCAUCUAGAGGUCAAGGGCCUAGGUCAAGUGGAUUGGGAGGGUCUGAAGGUCUGGGAACUGGGCAGGGAGGCUCAGAAGGUCUGGGGCCUUGCUCAAGAGGACCUGGAGGUCUGGGGCCCUGGUUCGACAGCCCAGAACAUUUGGGACUUGAUUUGGGUAAGUCGGUGCCGAGGUCAGGAAGAAAUAUAGAAUUAGAAGGGUCAGGAAGUCCGAAGAUCAGGGAGAGAGGUUCUGGAAGAUCAGAAAGUCCCGGUGCAAGCUCUGGAUGGUCUGGAUAUGUAGCACCUGGGCUGGGAGCAUCUGAAGAUGUAGGAUCCGAACCUGGAGGAUCUGACAGUCCUGGCUCCAGGCUGGGAGUGUCAGGGUCCAGAUCAGGAAAACCAGGGGAAUUAGGAGGUCCAGAACCCAGGCUGGUAGAGACAGUCGAUCAGAUAUCUAGGCAAGAAGAACCUGACAUGUUCAGGUCCAUGUCAGCAGGAUCAGAAGGUGCGCUGCCUAAGAUGGCGGGAGCAGGACAUCCAGAACCCAGGUCUAGAGUGUCUGGAUCUCCGAGUCUCAUGUUAGGAGGGAAUGGGACCAGACCUCGAGAAUCAGGAGGGCAAGAAUGUCCAGGCUUCAGGAGAUCUGAAGUUCAGGGGCCCAGGUCAGGAGGGUCAGAAAUAUCAGAGUGUCCUGGGAUGAAACGAUCGAGAGGAUGUAUUGGUCAGGAUCGUGAGAUAAAAUGGUCGGAGUCUGGACCUAAGGGAUCAGAAGAUCUGGUAUGCAAGCUGGGGCAAUCUGGAAGUCUAGAAGCUAGCCUAGGAGGAUCAGGAGGCACUGGACCCACGCUUCGAGGGUCUGAAGAUCGACAGUCUAUACUGGCAGACUCUGGCAUUGGAUCUGGAGGAUUAAAAAAGCCAAGAAGUCGAGAAGAAAUAGGAUCGGGAGGUCAGGUUCUUAGGUCAGGAGGAUCAGAAACGCCAGGAGCUCUUGGGCGUACAGAAUUUGGAGGGAUGGAGCCCAGAUCAGGAGGGUCAGGGGGUCUGGCGUACGGGCCAGGAGGGCCAGAAGGACCUGGUUGUGAAUCGCCUGGGCUUGGAGGAACAGAGCCCAGGUCUGGAGUAUUAGAAAGUCCGGCACCUACGCUAGGACAAUAUACAAGUAUGGGCCCUCGGUCAGGCAAAUCGGGGGUCCCAGGAUCUAAGCCUGGAGAUCCAGGUUCCAUGCUGGGAGGGCCUGAAGGAUCGGAAGAUGCAGUGACCACGCUGGGACAGUCUGGGCAUGUGGGCCUCAACUUUGGGAUAUCUGGAGAGCCAGUGGCAGUGCUGGAAAGAUCAGGCCCUGCGUCAAAAGAAUCAGGAGGAUCAUCAGCUCAUGUGCCCACCUCUGGUAGGAGGCCUGAAGUUGUCGAGUCCAGGCAGAAAGAAUGCGAAGUUGUAGGGCCCCGCUCAGCAGUAUCAGCAGGGUCAGAUCUGUGGCCAAAGAUGGAAAGUUCGGCAAGCCCAGGACCCAUGUCUGGAGGAUCUAGAUAUCUGGGCUCUGUACCGGGAGGAUCUGCAGUUGGGUCUGGUGGUCAAGCGCUCAGUUCAGGAGGAUUGGAAAUAUCAGGGAGCCCCAGGAUGAGAGCUUCAGACCUAGAGCCCAGUUCAGAAGGUUUAGAAUAUAGCUCAGGAGGACCGAAUGGCCAGAGGCCUGGGCUGAGAGGAUCAGAACCUAUACCUGCCGGUUCAGAAGAUCCGGUGCCCAGGCUGAGACGAUCUGUAGGUGUGGGACAUGGCUCAGGAGGAUCUGCAAGACCAGCACCCGUGUUGGAAGCAUCAAGGCCAGGGUCAAAACAAUCCGGAGCGUCGCUAGAUCCUGGACCCGGCUCCGGAGGAUCCGGAGGCGCAGGGGCCAAAGCAAAUGGAUCAGGAGGAGCGCGACCGGAGCCGGGGAUUCGAGGGGCCUCAUCGGAAGGAUCAGAAGCUGUACGGUGCAAGCUGGCGGCGGCUUUGUCAGGAGGAUCGGCCUGCCCAGGGCCCCGGCCCGGAGAACCGAAAGGCCUACGGGCCGGCCGCGGGGCACCAGGGGACGCAGGGCCGCCUUGCGGAGGAGCGGGAGGCGCGGGAUCCAGCUGCAGCCGCUGCGGGGGAGCGCUGGGCCACGGUGAACGAGUGCGUGUCACGGGGACCGGGGCACAGUUCCAUCCCGCCUGCUUCGUCUGCGCCCAGUGCUUCCAGAGGCUCCCAAAGGGCCUCUUCUUCGAGUUCGAAGGGCGAAUGUUCUGCGAGAGAGACUUCAUGGUGCUGUACUCACCUUGCUGCAGGCUGUGUGGGGAGUUCAUCAUUGGCCGAGUGAUCCGUGCCAUGAACUGCGCCUGGCACCCCGCCUGCUUCCGCUGUGACGCGUGCGGCGCGCAGCUAGUGGGGAGCGGCUUCGUGAGGAGCGCGGACAGGCACCUGUGCCACCCGUGCCACGCGGCGGCGGUGUCACGUGGGAGGGGUCCCAGCUCGCUGUGCCGCCGCUGCCGCCUCCCCAUCGAGGGCGGCGCCCUCGUGGUGGGGGGAGACGCCUUCCACCCCGAGCACUUCAGCUGCGGCGGCUGUGGGCGCGAGCUGGGCGAGGACUCGGCAGAGGAGGAGGGGGCGGGCGGCACAGCAGCAGCCGGCGGCCCCCGCCUGCUGUGCCGCCCGUGCCGGGACCGUGCGGGCCCCACGUGCGGGGCGUGCCGCAGGCCCCUGGAGAGCCGCGGAGUGAGAGCCAUGGGCAGGGACUGGCACGUGGAGCACUUCGUCUGUGCCAAGUGUGAGAAGCCGUUCCUGGGCCACCGGCACGUGGAGCGCAACGGCCUGGCCUACUGCGAGACGCACUACAACCAGCUGUUUGGUGACAUCUGCUUCCAUUGCAAUCGCGUGGUGGAGGGAGACGUCCUCUCGGCGCUCAACAAGACGUGGUGCGUCUCGUGCUUCUGCUGCUCCGCCUGCCACGCGAAGCUCUCCGUCAAGACCCGCUUCGUGGAGGUUGACCAGAGGCCCGUCUGUAAGCGCUGCUUCUCGCGGCUGCCGCAGGAGCUGCGUCGGAGACUCGCGGCGCGGGGACGCGAGACGCGGGCCCAGCGCGGGGCGCGACCCUAGUGG
Messenger RNA from Petromyzon marinus (sea lamprey), 3945 nucleotides. Its product is annotated as LIM and senescent cell antigen-like-containing domain protein 1. The record is from RefSeq and is a predicted model, not a curated record. Gene Ontology annotation, biological process: cell-cell junction organization; positive regulation of integrin-mediated signaling pathway; cell-cell adhesion. Lineage: Eukaryota; Metazoa; Chordata; Hyperoartia; Petromyzontiformes; Petromyzontidae. Gene Ontology annotation, cellular component: cytoplasm; focal adhesion; cell-cell junction.